Molecule: messenger RNA, 738 nt
Organism: Colletotrichum spaethianum
Lineage: Eukaryota; Fungi; Ascomycota; Sordariomycetes; Glomerellales; Glomerellaceae
Exons: 1
Coding region: 1-738 (245 amino acids)
Source: RefSeq, a predicted model, not a curated record
AUGUCUUGUCCCAGCCAGCCUCUCACAAUCUCCCCCUCGCCCUCCGACUUCUGUAGCCCCAUUACAAGCGUUAAGCGCGAAGGGACAUACGGGUUUUACGGCCCUCUCUCCAUCUCUCGCCUCGCCGACUCCGCCUCCAAUUUCAUCCUCAAACACUGCACUGCCAACAGAGACGGUCUCGUCCAGGCCCUCUCCUCUUUCCUUGUCGACUCGGCGGCCCACGUUCGGCAGGAAACCAGUCCUCCUGACCAAGACAGUAGCACCCACUCAACCUGGCUAUGCGUUCGCAUCACUGGGCCCUCUGAUGAAUGGAUCACGCCUCGCUGGCACCGCGACGGGCGCAUGUUUGACUGCGUGUGCGCGGCGCCUCGACCGCAUGCAAAAUAUGCCGUGACGCUACUCGGACCGCCGACUCGGAUGAUCCACCCGUCGGAGGCGGUGGACGCUGCGGUGCACAAGGUGGAGGCGCAGCACGGCAGCAUGGAUGAGGAGCGCGCAGAGCUGGCUGCGUUACUGGAGGGGGUUCCGCUAGUCGAGCUCCGCGCGGGCCAGGUCGUGCGGUUCACAUGGGGAGAGAAUGAUGCGCCAGUUCAUUCGGAGCCGGAUAGUAGUACUGAGGCCAGAGUGUUUGUAAGCGUUUUGUUUGGCUCCGAGGAGGAGUUAAAGAACAUGUGUAGCGUCCGGGAUGAGGUUUAUGGAGAGGAGAGUAUUUGGACAUCCCCACGAUCUUUGGAGUAA